Molecule: messenger RNA, 2283 nt
Organism: Hyalella azteca
Lineage: Eukaryota; Metazoa; Arthropoda; Malacostraca; Amphipoda; Hyalellidae
Product: glycosyltransferase 25 family member-like
Exons: 2
Coding region: 702-2222 (506 amino acids)
Molecular function (GO): procollagen galactosyltransferase activity
Source: RefSeq, a predicted model, not a curated record
GCUCGCAAAGAUAAGAUUGCGUUUGCCAUUCGAAUGUUUCGUUCUGAGAGUAACCCGUACAUCUUCUUAAUUUCAUUCUUGUAAGGUUAACAAAAACAAGAGAAUAGUCCAAUUAUACUGAGACGUAAUAAAUGUACUUCAUAAAUGUCAUAUUUCAGUUUCACUAGCUGGAGUUGGAAUGUAUUUUAUUCGGUUAGCUGCAGUAUUAGCCAGGUUAAGGUGUAGGCUACAAUAUUUUUUUCUGAACCAUAGAGAAAAUCCUCUAGUGAACAACACAACCAUAAUACUAUUAUAACGACAGUGACCCAGAAAAUUUUAAAAUUUCAUUAGUGUUCAUACAAAUCCCUUGUGUGAGAUAGUUAACUACCCAAUCACAAGAAAAUCCUGGGUAGAAACUAGCACUUGCCACUACUGCACGGUGCAACUUCGGGUGACCUAAUCAUACUAAUGUGCAGUGUCAUGGACUGAUUUUAUUUAUCGUUUUCUAUCUUGACAGCCUAAGGACUUAGUUAACGCGGAAUUCAGCAGUUUUAAGAAAUUUUGGUUCAUGCGAAGGGUCUGAUAAACAAUGAUUUGACAUCAGUCCUCAAUUAUGUCUGACUGAGAGUAUCUUAUACACUGGACAGUGAGCAUAACUGAGCAAUGCUGCUGGGAUACCUACAUCUCAAAUACGUAACAACAGAAAAUGAUGAGAGGUUGCCAUGAAGGUCAAGUCUUGCUUUUCUAAAUGGAAACUAAAAUUGAUUAACCAAAUGAUUGUUUGCGUAAUGAUGGCUCACAUAACAUGGUGGUUACUGACUCAAUUAUGUUGGUUGGAUGUCGAAAAUAUCAUGGAAGAUGCACCAUUCAGAGACGAACAUCCAUUGGUACAACUGGUGUUGCUGGUGCGCAACAAGGCUCCAGUUCUUCCAUAUGUACUGAGUCACAUUCACGCUCUACAAUAUUCAAAGAGGCGCAUUAUCCUCUACAUUCGCGCAGAUCACUGCCAUGAUCGCUCUAUAGAUAUCCUGCAGGACUGGCUUCAUCAUGUUGCUCAUGAGUACAACAAAACUGAUGUGGCUCUUGAUCAGACAAAACGCAAGUUCCGUGGCGAUGACAAUCCUAGAAUGUAUUCUAUACAGUCCUACAAACACGUUAUAAAACUCAAGGAAGAUGCCAUGACCUAUGCCAAAGAUAAUAAUGUAGACUAUGUCUUAUUGUUGGAUGCCGAUGUGAUCAUCACAUACUCGAAUCUUAUUGAUCAUCUAAUAUCACAGAAUAAAACGAUUGUUGGACCACUUGUCCGAUUUUCCACGAGCGAAUACGAAGGCAACAUAUGGCCAAAGUUGAGCAAAGAUUUGUGGCGAGAUACAUGGAAAUUUGACGAGUUGAAUCUCACGAGCGACAAUGAAAUGGAAUUAGGCUAUAGGAACGUGAAGCUGUGCACAAAAGUGGCUCUCGUUCAUUCCUGCUUACUAAUUAACAUGAGAAAAUCUUUUGUUGAGAAAUUGACGUUUGAUUACCUAAAGCUUGGACACACUGGCAAAGGAGGCAAGAUUUUAGAUGAUCUAGUUAGCUUUGCUGUGUCUGCUGAAAAUGCAGGCAUCGAUAUGAUCGUUUGUAACAUGGAAAAUUACGGCGUUCUGCUACCGUAUACAUCAGGACAGACGGAUGAAAUGUUUGUGCGUGAAGUCGAGGACAUGCUUGUGAAGGCUGUGAACCCUAGGAGCUCUUGGCAGUCUGAUACUGCCAUCGGCUAUGGUAAAACUGAACGAGACUUCCACAAGCUCAACAUCGAUGAAAUAUAUUACAUUAAUCUUGAUCGUCGCCCAGAGAGGAGGAAAUCUAUGGAGUUCAAGUUUCGUAUCCUCCGACUCGGACCCGUAAAGCGAAUACCUGCAGUGGACGGCAGGCAACUAGAAGAUUCUUAUCUUAUUGAACGCAAUAUUAAAGCAGCAGAAGGCUACCGUAAUACAUUCGAUGAUUCUGAGUUAACCAAAGGCGAAAUCGGGUGCUUCAUGAGCCAUCAUCAAAUCUGGGAAGAUGUCGUUUCAAGGAAUUUGUCCAAGGUACUCGUGUUUGAAGAUGACUUUUCUUUCCACUCGGGAUUUCCAAGCAAAGUGGAAGACAUUUUGUCUGAAUUGAAGAGAUUACGUUUAUCUUGGGACAUCAUCAGCCUCUCGCGGUUGGGUCAACGCUACGAAAUGGAGACGAAUGUGAGGAAAAUGGCAGUUUAUGCUUAGGUCAAGUCUUAGGUCAACAAAAUUUGUGAAUUUGUUAUUUGAAUUGAAAUAUAAAUGCGUU